GCUCGCGUCGCUGCUAGUAGUGGUGGUGGCGGCGGUGGUGGUGCGCGCGCGCAAGGCAGAGAGAUAGAAAUACAGAGGUAGAGGGGAAAAAAGGGAGAAUAACUAGUUGGAAAGAGGGUUUUUCUCGCCUUUAACGGAUUUGUAACUCAUAACGGUCCGUCUGGGAGACAAGAAUCAAGGCUGAACUUCUCCUCGGACCGGUUAAACUGGAUCUCUGAGACGGUCACUGUGUUAUUUAAUCCUGAGUGAAGCACCAGUUAGUGGACUAAGCUGAUGAGAACACUGUCCAUUCCCUGUGGAGUGUAGGGCCGAGUCAUCGUAUUUAAUCACUCAGACAUUUCAAACAUGAGCCAUUUGUUCCAGUUGUGUAGUUAAGCGAAGCUCCCAGGCCUGAGCUCACCGACGCACGAGGAUCACCCCACCCAGCCUCUGUGAUAUUUACACAGGUUUCUCGUCCCUUUACUCAAAUCCGAGCUGCAAUGUAUGGUAGUGCCCGUUCAGUGGGUAAACCGGAGGGCAAUCAGAGCCCCGGGCGCUCUCCACGCCUGCCUCGCUCCCCUCGCCUGGGCCACCGGCGUAAUAACAGCACAGGGGGUACAGGGGGCAAAACUCUCUCUAUGGAGAACAUUCAGUCUCUGAACGCCGCCUAUGCCACAUCUGGUCCAACGUACCUGAGCGACAAUGACACGACCACGCCCGUCUCCAUCUCCGUGUCCAUCUCGGACGUGCCGAAGAGCACUAUGACCCUGGGCCGCUCGGGCGCUCGGCUUCCCUACGGCACGCGUGCCACGGUGUCGGGCAGCAGCCCCAACAUCGCCAGCGACUCCAUUGCUUUUGGGGAUCACCACGUGCCUGCAGCCAUGGCGUCCACCGUGCCACACUCGCUCCGCCAAGCCCGUGACAACACCAUCAUGGACCUGCAGGCGCAGCUGAAAGAAGUCCUGCGUGAGAACGAGCUCCUGCGCAAAGAAGUGGACGUCAAAGAGAGCAAGCUCAGCUCAUCCAUGAACUCCAUCAAGACGUUCUGGAGCCCCGAGCUGAAGAAGGAGCGCGCUCUGCGCAAGGACGAGGUCUCCAAGAUAGCUGUGUGGAAGGAGCAGUACCGUGUGAUGCAGGAGGAAACACAGCACCUCCAGAUGACCAUCCAGGCUCUCCAGGAUGAGCUGCGCAUCCAGCGUGACCUUAACCAGCUCUUCCAGCAGGACUGCAGCGGGGCGCGGCCUGGGGAACCGUUCUCUGCUGAGCUCACCGAGGAGAACUUCCACCGGCUGCACGGCGAACACGAAAGGCAAGCCAAAGAGCUGUUCCUCCUGAGGAAGACUCUGGAGGAGAUGGAGCUGCGCAUCGACACGCAGAAACAGACACUCAACGCUCGGGACGAGUCCAUCAAGAAACUGCUGGAGAUGCUGCAGAGCAAAGGUCUGUCUGCUAAAGCCAGCGAGGAGGAGCACGAGCGCACGCGGCGCCUCGCAGAGGCCGAGAUGCACAUCCACCAUCUGGAAAGUCUGCUGGAGCAGAGGGACAAGGAGACGAGCGCACUCAGGGAGGAGCUCCAUCGACGCUACGAAGGAGCGCCUGAUUCUGCCAAGACCAAAGCCCUACAGACCGUCAUCGAGAUGAAGGAUGCUAAGAUCAGUUCUCUAGAGCGCAGUCUGAGGGAUCUGGAGGAGGAGGUGCAGAUGCUGAAGUCCAACGGAGCUCUAAGCACAGAGGAGAGAGAGGAGGAGAUGAAGCAGAUGGAGGUCUAUCGCAGUCACUCCAAAUUCAUGAAGAAUAAGGUAGAGCAGCUGAAGGAGGAGCUGUCUCAGAGCGAGGCCCAGGCCGAGGAGCUGAGAAAGCGAACGGCUGAGCUGCAGCGGGAGCUCUCUGCAAUUGACCAGGUGAAGCAGGACCUCUCCAGGAAGGACACCGAACUUCUGGGCCUGCAGACCAAACUCGAGACGCUCACCAAUCAGUUCUCAGACAGCAAGCAGCACAUCGACGUCCUUAAAGAGUCUCUAACUGCCAAAGAACAGCGAGCUGCUAUUCUACAGACAGAGGUGGAUGCCCUUCGUCUGCGCCUGGAGGAAAAGGAAGCCAUGCUGAAUAAGAAGACGAAGCAGAUCCAGGAGAUGUCAGAAGAGAAAGGCACACUCAAUGGAGAAAUCCAUGACCUUAAAGACAUGCUCGAUGUCAAAGAGCGCAAAGUCACCGUGCUGCAGAAAAAGAUCGAGAACCUGCAGGAGCAGCUGAAAGAUAAGGAGAAGCAGAUGAGUAGUCUGAAAGAGAGGGUCAAAUCCCUGCAGGCUGACACCUCCAACACCGAUACAGCUCUCACUACGCUCGAGGAGGCACUGGCUGAGAAAGAGCGAAUUAUCGAGCGUCUGAAGGAGCAGAGAGAUCGGGAUGAGAGGGAGAAGGGAGAAGAGCUGGACAGCAGCAAGAAAGAACUGAAGGAGCUGAAAGAGAAAAUCAGCCAGCUGCAGGGAGACCUGUCUGACCGUGAGACAUCUUUGUUAGAUCUGAAGGAGCACGCCUCAUCAUUGGCCUCCUCGGGUUUGAAGAAGGACUCCAAACUCAAGAGCCUGGAGAUUGCGCUCGAGCAGAAGAAAGAGGAGUGCAUCAAACUGGAGAGUCAGCUCAAGAAGCACACUGAGCACAUAUCAGGCCAUUCCUCCAAUCUUGCUCAGACGGCAGCUGCAGAGGCUCAGGCGAACACGGAGCUGUCAGAGCGCAUCAGCUCCCUCGAGCAGGAGGUGAACCGACACAGAGAGGAUGCUGGGAAAGCCCAGGCUGAAGUGGACCGUCUGCUGGAGAUCCUCCGAGAGAUGGAGAACGAGAAGAACGACAAAGACCGCAAGAUCAGUGAACUGGAGAGUAUGACUUCAAGGCAGAUGAAGGACCAGAGCAAGAAGGUGGCCACUCUGAAACACAAGGAGCAAGUGGAGAAGAACCGUAACGCGCAGCUGAUGGAGGAGGCACGCAAGCGUGAGGAUAACAUCAACGAAAGCUCUCAGCAGGUCAAGGACUCUCUGAGGCAGAAAGACGAGCGAAUCGAGGAACUGGAAGAGGCGCUUCGUGAGAGUGUUCAGAUCACUGCAGAGAGAGAGAUGGUGCUGGCACAGGAAGAGGCUGCACGCACACAUGCAGAGAAACAGAUGGAGGAGCUGCUCGGAGCGAUGGAGAAGGUAAAGCAGGAGCUGGAGUCCAUGAAGGCCAAGCUUUCGUCUACGCAACAGUCCCUGGCGGAGAAGGAGGCCCACCUGACCACACUGAGAGCCGAGCGCAGGAAGCACCUGGAGGAGGUUCUGGAGAUGAAACAGGAGGCGCUACUGGCAGCCAUCAGUGAGAAGGAUGCCAACAUCGCACUCCUGGAACUGUCCUCCUCUAAAAAGAAGAAGACUCAGGAUGAAGUGGCUCUGCUGAAGAGGGAGAAAGACCGACUGGUGCAGCAGCUCAAACAGCAGACGCAGAACCGGAUGAAACUGAUGGCUGAUAAUUACGAGGAUGACCAUCUGAAGGCUUCUUCAAAUUCAGACCAGAGUAAUCACAAACCCUCUCCAGAUCAGAUUAUUCCCCCUCUCAUAGACCUCAAUCAGAACCGCAGCAAGCUGAAAUUGUACAUUGGACACCUCACAGCCCUUUGUCAUGAGAGAGACCCCCAAAUCCUGCAGGACCUGGCUCCGCCCUCAGCUUACCACCGCAGCCAGAGGGACGCCUGGGAGGAAGAGCUACGGAAGAUGAGCCUGGAGGAGCUGGAAUCGGAGCUGGAGCAGUGUGAGCGAGAGAGCGCCGAGCUGCAGGAGUACGCCAACUCAGUCCUGCAGCAGAUCGCAGACCACUGCCCCGACAUCCUGGAGCAGGUCGUCAACGCACUGGAGGAAUCAUGCUGAACUCACCAUCACGCUCUCUUCAACUCACCCCCCCACUCUCUCUCUCUCUCUCGUUUUUUUUUUUUUCUUCCUUUUUCCUUCUCACCACUAAGAGCUCAAGGACACCAGCGUGCAUCUGCACCCAGACACCAGACAGGAAGGAGUGUAAAUUGGGAUGAGCGUCAGCACAGGGCACGGCUGAACAAGCCUCACGGGGGUCGUUCCUGCAUCAGUCUUCUCUUGACUCUGUCUCUCAUCACCUGCCUAUCCUCCCCUCCGCUGGUUUACUGCUUCAAGUCCUCUAUGUUUACAGCUCGCUCACACACGCAUAAACACACUGAGACGAAGCGGCGAAGUGCAGUAUUAAAGGAGAAGUCCAUUAAGUCCAUCAGUAUGAGUGAAACCAUAACAUCUUACCCCUAACAUGUGCUCAUGUUUGAAGAGGCUCGCUUUUUCUCUCUCUCUCUCUCUCUCUCUCUCUCUCUCACUCUGAGUCCAUAAAUCUGCCCUCUGAGGGUCUCCAGACACAGGAUCACCGAAAAUGUCCUUAUUUCUUUUCUUUUUUUUUUCUUCUUCUUCUUUACGCAUAUCGAGUGAGUCAUAUGAAUUCACUCCAGAGGCAUUUGCUCUCUCUCUCUCUCUCUCUCUCUCUCUCUACUGUAUCAAAUCCCAUCAUUCAGCACUGUAGGUCAAUCCAUAACCCUCUUACUACCCAGAAAUUCCCUUUAGAGUUAUAUUUAAUACCUUGCCAAAAUUGUCUGGGAGAGCAGAAGAGAACCUUUCAUAUUCUUAGGUUUAUUGCCGUUACUGUUUGUUCGUCUUUAAGGGAAAUUGAUCAUUAUUGGCAGGAUUAGUAAUAGUUCCUGAGAGCUGAUUUUAUUAUAGAGACGUGUAUAGAAAUAUACACUAAAUAUAAAAAAAAAUCUAGGAUCCGGUGUAUUAUAUAAAUUGUAUAGUGGCCUGAAUAAGGGCUUCACCUGAGCGACUGUUACUUAUGCUUGUUGAAAAUAAGUUGUUUUUUUUUUCUCCCCCCUCUCACUCUAAUGAUGGGUUAUUCCACUGUCCUUCCUUAUCUCCUUCUCUCCCACUCUCGAGCCCCUUGUCCCCACAUACGCAAGGUGAAUCUUCUCGCCGUUUAUGAUUAUAUGAGUCUCUAUCUCCAGGGCCAAGGGUGUCUGAAAGCAGGGUCAACUCAUCAUAAAUAUUGCCUCAUCAAUUACUCAUCCGGAGCUGAUUCUCCCGUAGAUGAGGAUGACACAGAGACAUACCCCGCACUCUGCUCUCUUCUCUCUCUCUCUCUCUCUCUCGUUUUGAACGUGCAGUCCUGCGUUUCAUUGCGGCGAUAAGCAGUGUGGAUUUUUGCAGCGUCUGUGAUCUCUGCGAGGCUUUAUCUUUCUUAUUAACACACACACACACAUAUUCGGAGUCAUGCCACCAAACAGGUACAAGGAGACAGAUAAGAGAGAAAGAAGGUAAACUCAUCACAGGGCUGGACGUUUGCUUUGCUCAAACAUAGACUCGAGUGAAUCAUGCGGGAUUUAUAGCACGUAUUUCUCCAUUAGCUGACCGGGUGUUUUCAGUUCCGUCCUCUUGAGUGCAAAAGUUUGCGCACCCUAACAACAACAAAAUAAAUUAAUUUCUAUGUAAUCGAAUUAUUUACACCCUAUUAAGAUUCAAAACGAUUAGCAUGCGAUGAUUGAGAUGAACUGUAUGCACAUAAGGGGUAGAUGAUUUGCAGAUAUUAAGUCAAAGAAGUGACUGAAUCUUAGCUGGUGGUUUGUGUGCGCUAUUCGUCACAAAGAGCGAAGCUGAUUAUCGAAUAUAAUACAGGUUAAAGACCUCAAAAAACAUAGUAGACAUGAGCUUGUGUGCAUUCCUACAAGCUUUGUUUACAAUUGUGGCAUCAUUUUAAGAAAACUCAUCAAAAAAUAAGUAGUUUUCAGAUUUCUACAAACAUAAUCCCUGCUUUUAGAUUUGCACACACGGUCGCUAGUUUCUUAGCUGAAUCUCCGUUGGCUGUUAUCAUCGCUAAAAAUGAAUCUACUCGUAAUCGACACCAUCUUGUAUUUUUAAGACACACCAGACUGCAUUUUUCAAUUUAGCUCAGGUGAAAGACACCUCAGUCCUCAGUGUCUAUUAUCCGGCUGGCACCUUUUUGUUCAGGUGCGAUCAAAUUUGCAUAUAUUUCUAUUCCUUUAAUCAGCUCCUUAGUGUCUCACAAGUUUCACAAAUGUUCCUUCGUACCAGAAACGCUUACGUUAAAAGUGAAAAUAUAAAACAAGGCCUUUCUUCCCUUUAUAACAUGUGAUCUAAUAGCUUUCUUUGUAUUUAUAACUUCUCCUCCUAACAAACUUUCCCUUGCUGUUUAUUUGGCUUCAUGGUUUAAAUGGAUCCUCCCACAUUUCUUUUUUUUUUUUUUUUCUCGCUCUCUGCUUAAUGGAAAUUUUUAUUAUCUCAGAAGCAGUUGUAACCGCGGGGGGUGUAAACUUUUGCACUCGACUGUAUAUUCCGUAUAUAUAAAUGAGAUGAUACAAAGGUUAACGAGAGCCCGUUUGUGCCAGUGUUUAAUGAUGCAGUACGUAAUGGUGCCUCGCUUUAUGUUGGCAAUACCAAGGAAACGCCCUGAGACGGCACGGCACAAACCCAAAUGAUUUUAUUACACUUUUUAUUGCCACAAUUAAUCCUGAUGGGUUUCUUUAUGCGACAGAGCGUGCACACAAAUCUCUGCUUCUUUUUCUCUCUUGUCUCCUCUGACUCUCUCUCUCUCUCUCUCUCACACACAGUGUUUUGGCUUGGUACUCUUAGGUCUCUGAAAUAUGGGGCUCAGUUAUCAGGGCUGUGGCUGAGUAUCCAAGCUUAGACUAAACACAGGCCUCUCGCACAUGCUCACUCUUACACAUCCACUUUCACACACACCAGCGGGAUUUAUGAGGCGCACUCCGACGUUCCUCGAUGCCUGCCUCCAGUCAACUCCGAGAAAACGGAGAAAAUUCGAGAAAAUUCAGCGAGAAAACAAGAAAGUGUAACCAGAAACAGAUCAGAGAGUGCUGGAGGAGGAGGAUGUUCUCUCAUGCAUGUCGCACCUAGUGACUCUCAGCUUCCCUUACUGACCUUCGAGUUUUUCAGGUCGUCACUUAAAGCCGGCCCGGUUCAUCACUACAAGUUACACGUCGCACUUUAAGUUACGGUGCCUUGCAUAUUUGGUAAAGAGCGGCAGGUCAGAAGCACAUCUGCUGGUAUAAUUAUGCAUAAGGCAUUGCUUUACGUUUCUCCCCCUCUCUGUCAAGUGCAUAUAGAAAGGGAGGUGAAGCCUCGAAUGUUCUCUAGUGUUGUCUUUUUAAAGCAAUGCCAUACUCCAUUCUUCAUCUUCUCAUUUCAUUGUGGAAUUUUUCCAUUAUCUGUCAGUGUUGAGUGCGCAGUCAGGUCUCUGCUCACGCCGUCUGGGAGUCGACAGUAUCGCUGAGGAUCAUUAGAAAUAAACACACAAAAAGUGUGUCAGUCAUCUUUUUUCUUUUUCUUUUUUUCCCCUAAUCUUUCCCUAAUACGUGACAUGAGCUCAACAGUGAAGGUCAGCGCUCGUCUUUGAGAGUCUGAUUUAUUUGCUAUCGCUCUUGUCUGUUCACUCAGCGAUGAGAACACUGCCAGAGAAAUUCUGCCUGGACUCGUUUAACUCUUCCCCCUACACGUACACACAUCUAUAUUUAUAUAUUAGCAGAUAAAGGGAGAUGAAUAGAGUUGAACUCUUGUGUUGUUGUUGGGUUGUUAUUUUAUUCCCCAGGGAGGGGAAGAAGUCCGUCUGAACAAAAUGUCCGCCACAUGCCCUGCAUCUUACACAACAAUACGAGAUGAUAAUCUCUCGAAUACUUUCUAAGUGUCAAAUAAAAAGCUGUUAAACACAGAUUCUGACAAGCAUUACCGUGUGGUUGAUGAUGAUGUACCCGUUGCUCAAUAUGUGCUCUUCUUCUCUUCGUUUAUUUUCCCUACAGCCUGUUCAAAUGUGUGAGAUUGAAAGUGUGUUUUGUUCACUAAUGUGCAAAGUGUGUUCAGGGGAUAAAAAAGCCUCCCUCCAUGACUGUGCUCCACUGUGUGCUCACCGAUCCCCUUACGCUGUUUUAACUCCUGAAACUGUGAUUGCAGGUCAGCUUGAUUCCAGCGUGAAACACAAUCCGGACCCUUUUCUAUUUCCUGUCCUUGUUUAUCGCUGGUGUUUAGAACGACACCCACGUGUUACGACCCUUUAAGUAGCUCACCAUUAAAUAGUUCACUUAUCCAAUCGGCGUUAUUUACCUAAACGCUCGGCAGACGCGUCCGUCCGAUGAGUUCACAACAUCCUGCUGAAGGAUCGGGACGAGAUCGUCUGCGUGAGACUGAAUGAAGCCGGCUCUACUGUUUAAAAUGAACCAAAGCUGAACUGAAUCCCUGUUACGUUAACGUUAAGGUCAAACCAAAGACGUCCAGCCUCGUGUUAAGAUGUUCUGAAAGUUUUUAUAUCCUUUUUUUUUUUUUCCUCUCUCUCUAAAGCCAGAAUGCACAGAUUGACCACACAUUGUGAAGUACACUCAAUAGGGCUCCUGGCAGAUCAUUUGCACCUAUAUUUCAUUUUUAAGUAUCAGUAAUGGCCUUCCGUUACACUUUCUCCUUUCCCUGGCACACUGUCGCAGUCCUGGAGGGUGUCUACCCCCCCCUUUCCACCUUAAUUUAAUACAUUUAAUAAAGGAAAAGAUGUUUUAAAAAACAAUGAUCUGUAUGAAUUUGCUUCCUUGUUUAUUUUCAUUAUUUUCUCUCCGUUUGUGAAAGCGCUGGAGAUUUGUGUACCAAAAAAAAAAACAAUGUCAUUGAAAGCUGAGAAUCAGGCAUAUUGUAUUAAUUUUUUGUAAAUACAAACACUUCAUUAUCAGCCGUC
Molecule: messenger RNA, 8754 nt
Organism: Hemibagrus wyckioides
Lineage: Eukaryota; Metazoa; Chordata; Actinopteri; Siluriformes; Bagridae
Gene: erc1b
Product: ELKS/RAB6-interacting/CAST family member 1b
Exons: 21
Coding region: 480-3872 (1130 amino acids)
Biological process (GO): neuromuscular synaptic transmission; regulation of synaptic plasticity; maintenance of presynaptic active zone structure
Cellular component (GO): cytoskeleton of presynaptic active zone
Molecular function (GO): structural constituent of presynaptic active zone
Source: RefSeq, a predicted model, not a curated record